Messenger RNA from Lytechinus variegatus (green sea urchin), 982 nucleotides. RefSeq names its product clotting factor C-like. The transcript is spliced from 6 exons. NCBI's taxonomy places the organism in Eukaryota, Metazoa, Echinodermata, Echinoidea, Temnopleuroida, Toxopneustidae. The coding region runs from base 24 to 968 and encodes 314 amino acids. The record is from RefSeq and is a predicted model, not a curated record.
UUUGAGAAAGGGCGCCCUCAAGUAUGGGGUCCAUAACCAACACAGUUACAGCUCUCACUGUGAUAGUGAUUCUUGUUCAGACGAUCACAGUAUCAGCGACGUGUUCUAUGGACAGCGAUUGCUUGAAUGGAGGAACCUGUAACACCACGACAUCAACCUGCAACUGUACAUCAGACUUCACAGGCACAAACUGUGAAAAUGAAAACUGUGACUUACUAGAAAUUCCUUUCUCAAAUCAUACAAUAAAUGAUACGUUGGAGCAUGGUGCAAGUAUCGUUGUAGCUUGUGACGCUGGCUACUCCACCGGUAUGGGCACUUUGACAGAGCUCAUGUGCGAUAAUGGGACACUUUCUGAAUCUCUUGUCUGCUAUGAAAACUGUGACUUACUAGAAAUUCCUUUCUCAAAUCAUACAAUAAAUGAUACGUUGGAGCAUGAUGCAAGUAUCGUUGUAGCUUGUGACAUGGGCUACUCUACCGGUAUGGGCAUUCUAACAGAACUCUUGUGUAAUGAUGGGACUCUUUCUCCAUCUCCUCCUGUCUGUUAUGAAAACUGUGACUUACUAGAAAUUCCUUUCUCAAAUCAUACAAUAAAUGAUACGUUGGAGCAUGAUGCAAGUAUCGUUGUAGCUUGUGACAUGGGCUACUCUACUGGUAUGGGCAUUGUAACAGAGCUCUUGUGUAAUGAUGGGACUCUUUCUCCAUCUCCUCCUGUCUGUUAUGAAAACUGUGACUUACUAGAAAUUCCUUUCUCAAAUCAUACAAUGAAUGAUACGUUGGAGCAUGAUGCAAGUAUCGUUGUAGCUUGUGACAUGGGCUACUCUACUGGUAUGGGCAUUGUAACAGAGCUCUUGUGUAAUGAUGGGACUCUUUCUCCAUCUCCUCCUGUCUGUUAUGGUAAGAUCCUUUCAAUCUUGAAUAAAGUUGCCAAAUCAAAAGGAACAAGAUUUGUUUGGAAAAUGUCAAUCUGAAAGCUAUUUUCCUU